AUGGCUUGGCUAACUUCCUUAAAGUUGAAGCAGUCAGAAGCUGUGUCAAUAGUUACCAUAUUUGAUGGAGAAGCAGUGGAUCCAGGUUUGACUUACAACUUUUACAACUUUACACUUGCCCAGUAUGGGGGUCCCUGCUGUGGCGUAACACCAAAUGCCAUCAUGGUGGUUUCAGUUAACCUUGCAGAUAAAUUUCUUCAGCAACUUAUCCCCCAUUCCUUGAUGUACGCAAAUCUAGUUGAAAUAGAGGAUGCCCUGGGUCCCAGCAAGACUGAACUCUUGUAUAUCAGAGGCAACUCAUCUCCGAAUCUUGACCUUGCAAUCUCUCUUGACAACUCGGUUAUCGUCCCCUCAAAAACGGCAAGAAGUCUUGGUGUCACUCUAGACGAAGAAUUGUCUUUCUCUCCACACAUCAGCAACCUCUCCAGGUCCUGCAGAUAUCUCCUUUACAACAUUAGGAGAAUCCGCCCCCUUCUCACUACAGAGGCUACUCAGCUUCUCGUCCAGACCUUGGUCAUCUCUAAGCUGGACUACUGCAACUCUCUGCUGUCUGGACUUUCACUAAAGGCAACACGACCACUUCAACUGAUCCAGAAUGCAGCUGCAAGACUCGUUUUUGAUAUUCCCAAAUUCUCGCACACUACACCUCUGCUGCGGAACCUGCACUGGCUCCCUGUGGCUGCCCGCAUCAGGUUCAAAACCCUAACACUUGCCUUUAAGGCCAAAACUGGAGCUGCACCACCUUACAUAUCAGCACUGGUCAAGCAGCGUGUCACUUCUCGCUGUCUCAGAACAUCAAGCACUGCACGUCUCGAACCACCCUUACUUAAAAGAAGAGGACGACAUGCAUCAAGACUCUUUGCAGUGUUGGCUCCUCAGUGGUGGAACGAACUUCCUCUUGCUGUACGAACAGCGGAGACCCUCACUGUCUUCAAACGUCGCCUGAAGACACACUUCUUUCAACAG
This is a messenger RNA of Erpetoichthys calabaricus (reedfish), 966 nucleotides long. RefSeq lists its product as uncharacterized. Lineage: Eukaryota; Metazoa; Chordata; Cladistia; Polypteriformes; Polypteridae. The record is from RefSeq and is a predicted model, not a curated record.